AUGUCAGCAGUAUCUCUCUUCUUGCUGCUACUCCUCCAAAAAACUUGCCAUGCUGCUGCAGCAGAUGGCCAGGUCCCGGACCACUACUGUGAACCUUCUUCCUGCGGGGAAAUCCCCAUCAUCAAGCCCCCUUUCCGGCUCACAACCGAUCCCGAGAGUUGCAGUAACCUCAACCUUAGCCUGUCAUGUGAGAGCAAUGCCACCGUGUUGUACAGGGGAUCAAGAAGGUACUACGUGAAGGCGAUCAACUACAACAACUUCACAAUCCGGUUGGUGGCCGAUGGCGUGGUUAAAGGAAACUGCUCUUCCUUACCCGCUCAACCUAUGUCCCCAUGGGACUUCUCUGUCUCAGUAGGUGGUCUAUCUUACCAUGGACCAGAACACAAGCUUUUAACUCAAGGCUUGACUCUGAUCAGCUGUGACAACCCUGUUGUCCAUUCUUCUACUACUACACCACCACCACCACUAGUGCAAGUGGAAACAAGUCCUUGCAUCCAAUUUGGACCAAACUCUGCUUCUUCUUCGACCAGCUAUGCUGUUAUUGGGUGGGGUGCAGAGUUAUCAGAUUUGCCAGACUCGUGCCGGGUGGAGAUGACUGCUCUGUUGCCCAUUGCCAGUGAUUACUAUUACAACAACAAUAACGUCACAUUUGAAGGAAUUCAUCGACAGCUUGAAUACGGGUUCGAGGUUUCAUGGUUGCCUCCUCCCACUGAGUCGUACACUUACAGAUGCCCCUAUCGGGGGCCGAGUUGGAUCCAUGAUCCAGGGAAACCGAACACUAUCAUCUCGAAUGCAGUGAUGAGUGCAAGCUGGAUCAUUAGGAUUGUGAUUCUAAGUCGCCUGUUAUUGCUAGUACUUGGCACCCCUGUCGUAGUUGCACUUCUGAUAUGUAAAUGGCGGAGGAGGCAUCGAUCAAUAUAUCACAGUAUCGAAGAAUUCCUGCAGAACCAAACCCACAUCAUGCCAAUCAGGUACUCUUACUAUCACAUCAAGAAAAUGACCAGUGGGUUGAAGGACAAGCUAGGCCAAGGAGGGUUUGGCUCCGUCUACAAAGCAAAGCUACGCGGUGGCAGCAUUGCAGCCGUCAAAUUACUAGAUACCAACAACAAGAAGCCAUCCACAACCGCAGCAGGACGAAGAGGACAAGACUUCAUGAAUGAAGUGGCCACCAUUGGCAGGAUUCACCAUGCCAAUGUUGUCCGCAUGAUCGGCUACUGCUCCGAAGGAUCAAAGCAAGCUCUGGUCUACGAGUUCAUGCCGAAUGGCUCUCUCGACAAGCACAUCUCUCACCAAAAUGGCGGUGGUGGUGAUCAAAGCAGCAGCACCACCCCUAGUUUGAGCUUGGAACAACUGUACCGCAUCUCUCUGGGGGUAGCACGCGGGAUCGAGUAUCUGCACCGUGGUUGUGUGAUGCAGAUACUCCAUUUCGACAUCAAGCCACACAACAUCCUCCUGGACGAAGACUUCACCCCCAAGGUAUCCGAUUUCGGGCUGGCGAGACUGAACCAAGCCGGUCGGGACAAUGACAUUGCGACUCUGACUGCAGCAAGAGGGACUAUAGGGUACAUGGCACCCGAACUUUUCUACAAGAACAUUGGAGGUGUCUCUUACAAAGCCGACGUCUACAGCUUCGGGAUGCUGUUGCUGGAAAUGGUUGGGAAGAGGGGGCACUUGAUUGCCGCGGAGACGGAUCAAUCGUCUGCUUACUUCCCCUCCUGGGUUCAUAACCAGGUGUCUACGGUUGGGACCCGUAUUGCAGUUGGAGAAGUCACAGAAGAGGAAGACAACAUUGCCAAGAAGAUGGUGAUGGUUGGAUUGUGGUGUAUACAGAUGAAACCUGACGAGCGUCCCCCGAUGAACAAAGUGUUGGAGAUGCUUGAAGGCGAUUUGGACAGCCUGCCAGUGUCUCCCAAACCUCUUCUGUAUCCUAGAGGAGAAGCUGCAAGGAAGAGUCAAGAAGGGUCAUCGUUUGUGUCAUCAUCCGAGUACACAAAAUCUGUUAUCAGCACUCAGUGUGAUGGUUAA
Linum tenue is the source of this 2025-nucleotide messenger RNA. The record is from the annotation of a GenBank genome assembly. NCBI's taxonomy places the organism in Eukaryota, Viridiplantae, Streptophyta, Magnoliopsida, Malpighiales, Linaceae.